Messenger RNA from Pocillopora verrucosa, 4152 nucleotides. Its product is annotated as ATP-binding cassette sub-family C member 4-like. The record is from RefSeq and is a predicted model, not a curated record. NCBI's taxonomy places the organism in Eukaryota, Metazoa, Cnidaria, Anthozoa, Scleractinia, Pocilloporidae. Gene Ontology annotation, cellular component: membrane. Gene Ontology annotation, molecular function: ATP binding; ABC-type transporter activity; ATP hydrolysis activity. Gene Ontology annotation, biological process: transmembrane transport.
GUGUGACUCGUUUACGGAAUUUUGUCGUUGGUGCAAUUUCACCCACCCUGCUCCCUCUAGGGAAAAACAAGCAAGGUUAGCCGGUGGUUUUAGGUGGAUUUUGGUCAUUCCUUGUUUUAGUACCUGUGGAGACGACCGUUGCAUCCAUUCUCAUCUCUAAAAAGCACGAUCCCAGUAUAUCAGGGAUUCCUGAAUGCUACGAAAUACACAUUUGAAUUCCAAUAGCUAUUGGAUUGCACAGUGGGCUGAGAAUUUCUUCUCUAUGGUGGGAUGUUAGAAUCGAUGAUCAAACUGUGAUAACCAGGUUUAGAGCUAUGGCACCAAAUGGUUACAAGAAGAUCUCCUCCACCAGUGACUCUGCCGAGAAAGUAAGUUUUGUUUCUUUCCUCUUGUUGCAAUGGAUGAACGAUGUCAUGAAGACAGGCAGUAAACGAACCUUAGAGGAAGGGGACUUUGUACCACUCUCAAACGAGAACACCUCACAGUCAGCCACAGAACUUCUUGACAAAAAAUGGAAAGAAGAAGUAGCUAAUUCCAUUAGGAAGAAGAAAACACCGAAGUUGUGGAAAAGUGUCUUGAGGACGAUUUCCCUCAGGGAAGCUGUUUUCGUUGUUUGCUGUGAUGUCUUGUUCGCAAUCGGCUCCCUCCUUUCGCCAUUGCUCGUUGGACAUCUGAUUUUUAUGUUAAUGUCACCUGAAACACAUCAGAACAACAUCCUUCAUGGAUGCGUUUUAGCAAUUGCGAUGGCUGUAACCACUUUGGUCGGGAGCCUCGGAAUGCAACAUUACGGUUACGCGGGUGAAAUAAUGGGCAUCAGACUGAGUAACGCAGUGCAAGGUCUCGUUUACAGGAAGAUCUUACUGCUUAGCAAGAGCUCAUUGUCAAAGUUUUCAGCGGGGCGUGUGAUCGACCUGCUGUCAAAUGAUGUUCAGCGGAUGGAGACAGCACCUAAAUGGAUUUUAGCAAUAAAUUCAGCCAUACUCCAAAUUGUGCCUGCAACGUUUAUAAUCGCGUAUCUGAUUGGUUGGCAGGCUCUUAUGGGAGAGAUAUUUCUCUGGCUUCUUCUACCGUAUUACGCAGAGAUGUCUUCUGUCAAUGCCGCACUACGUCUGCGUUCAGCGGCGGAAUCUGAUAUGCGAAUUUCUUUGACAAAUCAAGUGGUUUCUGGGAUACGUGCUAUCAAAGCGCGUGCGUGGGAGGAUGAAUUCAGAAAAAAAAUAAAACACACACGAAAACGAGAAAUAAGCAUCAUCCGUAAGAAAAGUGCCAUUCUCUCAGGUUUGGCUGCCUUGGAGUAUACUUCAAUACCAAUCCUGCUGUCUGUUAUUACUCUGAUGCUUACUGGUCAAUCCCUAGCACCAGUAAAUGUUUUUAUGCUCUUAAUGUUUAUUAACUUGCUAAGACUUCGAAUUUGCUUUGGCAUUGCGUAUGGUGUGGUGGAGACACGGGAAUCAUUUGCAUCACUCGGAAGAAUAGAAGAUUUUCUUAUUUCAGAGGAUUUGUCUUCCACCUCUGAGGAUCAUUGUCUACAAGGCAGAGGAACAGCUGAAGAGAGAAAGUCGGGCAAGUUACAAAACGAUUCUACAUCUAUGAGCCAGUCGCAUGUAUCAGAUGAAAAUCCCCUUACUGAUCAAUGGAUAAACCCUUCUAAGCCAGGAACUUUAUGUGUGUCGCAUUUAACAUAUAAAGAAGUAGCGAGGAAAGAUGAAUUUAUUCUUCAAGAUGUGGACUUUGUUGCUGCAUCAGGAAGCUUGACAGUUGUCACCGGACCAGUAGGCAGCGGUAAAUCAACUCUUCUCUCAGCGAUCGCUGGCGAGAUAUCAGACGUAGGCGGAACAAUAAACCGUCAAGGAACUUUUGUGUAUGCACCGCAAAUAGCCUGGGUGUUCUCUGGAACCUUAAGAGAAAAUAUUUUAUUUGGAGAGUCGUGCGAUGAACCAAGAUACACCAGAAUAAUCGAGGCAUGUGCCCUCACAGAAGACUUUCAGCAGUUUCCGAAGGGUGACCAAACCGUUGUUGGUGAGCGCGGUGCCGUUCUGAGUGGUGGUCAGCGUGCAAGAGUAAGCUUAGCACGCGCAGUGUACGUGGAUGCAGACCUUUACUUGUUUGAUGACCCUCUCAGCGCGGUGGACUUCAAAGUUGGUCGGCAUAUCUUUGAAAAGUGUAUCAAGGGUUUGCUUGGUGAGAAGACCCGCCUGUUAACUUCUCAUCAAGAACAACAUAUGAAAGAUGCAGACCGAGUGAUUGUACUGCACAAAGGUCGCGUUCUGGGGAAGGGAACCUUCGCCGAGCUUCAAGGAAAAGGCAUCUUAAAUACCACCAUCGACCCACUUUACAAGAAUGCUUCGACAGAAAACAAGUCUAAUGACAUGGUCACCGCAAGGGAGGAUGAAGAGAGACGCAGAGAUUUAAAGCCACUUACAAAGAAAGACAAUGAACUGGAAAUAUCUGUUGAAGAUCGGGCAAUCGGAACGGUGUCAAGUAAGCUUUAUUGGGACUACUUCAGAAGUGGUAUUCACUCCUUCUUCAUCAUUGGAAUGAUUUUCUUGUGUCUUAUUUCUCAAGCAUCGAUGGUUGCCCCUGACGUGUGGCUGUCCUUUUUGACCAGGAAACUUCCAUCAGAACAGAAAGACAAGACAAAUCUAACUAUCUACGGUGGUUUGGUCGCUGCUUCCUUCAUAUUGGGCAUUAUCAGGGCCUACAUUUUCUUUAUGGUUUGCCUAAGAAGCUCUGAGCGGCUUCAUGACAAAAUGGUUGUGGCUCUUUUAAAAGCGCCGGUUCUUUUUUUCGAUUCAAAUCCUGUGGGUAGAAUCCUGAAUCGAUUCUCUAAAGAUGUGGGUAGCAUGGAUGAGUUAUUACCAUUACAGUUUCUAGCUUCAAUUCAGUUGGUAUUGCUGUUGCUCUCAUCAGUUAUCGUUCCUUCUGCUACAAAUCCUUGGGUUUUGUUUGUUACCGUUCCAGUGACGGCCAUGAUUCUUUACUUUGCAAGAUUUUACUUGAAGAGUUCCAGAGAACUAAAAAGGUUAGAGUCCAUAUGUCGAAGCCCAGUCUUCUCUCACGUAUCAGAGACUCUUGAUGGACUGGACACAAUUCAAACAAGAGGUAGACAGAGAGAUUUUAUGGACAAAUUUCACAAUUACCAAGACACUCACACCCAGUCCUUUAUCAUGGUGACGGCGAGUGGCAGAUGGUUCGGUGUUCGUCUGGAUGCAAUAAUUUCUCUUUUAAUUGGCUUGGUUGUCUUAGUGGCAGUUUUAGUAUCUCAAGAUGCCGCUUCCGCUGGGCUUUCUCUCGCUUACCUCAUUCAAACAGUGACCCUGACGCAAUACGCCGUCAGAAAAUCAUCAGAUGUCGAGAAUUUUAUGACUUCGGUUGAACGAGUUAUUACCUACACCAAGCUUGACUCUGAGCCUGGAUACCAAGUGGACACACUUCCCCCGGAACACUGGCCAUGCGAAGGAAAUAUCACAUUCCGCGAUGUGUCGAUGACGUAUUACCCAGGAGGGCCUAAAGCGCUGAGGAACAUCAGUCUUGACAUCAAAGGAGGCUCAAACAUAGGUGUUGCAGGCCGCACGGGCGCCGGCAAAUCAUCUUUUGUCGCAGCUCUUUUGCGCAUGCCCGACCCCGACGGAGAGAUUUUGGUGGACGGAAUUCAGAUAAAGAAUAUCAAUCUCCGAGCAGCUCGCGGAUGCAUUUCCGCUCUUGGCCAAACUCCGGUGCUUUUCAGUGGAUCAUUGAGGAAGAACCUGGAUAUUAUGAAGCGUUUCCAAGAUGCAGAUCUGUGGCGAGUCUUAGAGGAUGUGCAACUGAAAGAUUUCGUACAAAGUCUUGAGGGACAAUUGGAUUACGAAUUGUUGGAAAAUGGAGCAAAUGUCAGUGUGGGAGAACGGCAGUUGAUUUGUUUGGCUCGUGUUCUGUUGCAGCAGAACAAGAUCAUCAUCUUGGAUGAACCCACUGCACACGUGGAUCCAGGGACAGAAGAAACAAUCUGGAGAGUGGUGCGAGAGAAACUGAAAGACUCCACAGUAAUAACUAUAGCUCACCGUCUGAACACCAUUCGACACUGUGACAAAGUUUUUGUUUUUAAGGAGGGAGGGGUGGUCGAGUCUGGAAAAUUUGACACAUGAAGACUGAAGCGUUUUAUAACUGAUA